AUGCGAGCCUUGAUGCUGGAAGAUCCCGGAACUCCCCCUCAACUGAUGGUGGUGGACCUGCCCGUGCCCCAACCCGGACCCGGGGAGGCCCUCGUGCGGGUGGCCGCCUGCGGAUUUUGCCAUCAUGACCUGCAGGUCAUGAACGGCACUCUCCGCCGCGGCGUCGCCCCCGGUGUGGUUCUCGGCCACGAGAUCUCUGGCGUCGUCGAGGAGGUCGGCGAGGGCGUGGACCUUGUCAGCCCCGGCGACCGCGUUGUAUCGCUGCUGACCAACGCCUGCGGGCAGUGCGACCGCUGUCGGUCGGGGCGUGAGCACCGCUGCCGGGACGGUGAGGGCAUCGGCCAUUGGCGCAAUGGCGGUUUCGCCGAGUACGUUGCUCUUUCCCAGCACAGCCUCGUGCCGCUGCCCGUUGCAGUGGAUUUGCCGACGGCAUCACUGCUCGCCUGCCCGGCCGGAGUCGCAUUGCAGGCCCUCAAUGCUGUCAACGUUUCUGCCGGCGAGACUGUCGUGGUAACCGGCGCUGGCGGCGGCCUCGGCGUUCACGCCGUGCAGCUCGCGGCAGCCUUGGGCGCGCGUACCCUGGCCGUAACCUCCACUUCCGGAAAGGCCACGGUACUCUACCGUUACGGUGCCGACGAUGUCAUCGAGAUGAAUGCGCCGGACUCGGGGCUGGAGUUUUCUGGAGUUGUCAUGGCGGUCACUGGCGACCUCGGAGCGGACGUGGUCAUCGACACUGUGGGCACCCCGACGCUCCGCUCGUCGGUACGCUGCCUUGGACAGUACGGGAGGUUGGCCGUGCUGGGCGAGGUUGGAGGUGAGGGUAGCCUACGCGGUAUCAUCCCCGAAAUCAUAUUCAGGGAUGCCCGCAUCACCGGUGUUUCCGGCGUCUCCCGCCAGACCCUUGAGCAGGUAAUCGCACUGGCUGCGGACGGCAGCCUGACGCCGGUACUGCAACGCCUCAUGGUUCUGGAGGAGGCGGCUCACGCGGCGGAAUUGCUCUCGGAACGCACCAUCCUGGGCCGCGUGGCCCUGGUGCCCCAAGCAGGGUAG
Geodia barretti is the source of this 1050-nucleotide messenger RNA. The record is from the annotation of a GenBank genome assembly. NCBI's taxonomy places the organism in Eukaryota, Metazoa, Porifera, Demospongiae, Tetractinellida, Geodiidae.